Messenger RNA from Fibroporia radiculosa, 1020 nucleotides. RefSeq lists its product as uncharacterized. The record is from RefSeq and is a predicted model, not a curated record. NCBI's taxonomy places the organism in Eukaryota, Fungi, Basidiomycota, Agaricomycetes, Polyporales, Fibroporiaceae. Bases 1 to 1020 code for a protein of 339 amino acids. The transcript is spliced from 7 exons.
AUGACCAUCUACUUUCCUAUUGACGAAUCGUCCCUUAUUGCUGGCUGGGUGGAAUCCUUUAUAUGGGGUGUAUAUUCUGUCCUAUUCGGAUUAUCCAUCCGCCAGAUCGUCUUGAAUGGCUACUCCAGGUUUAACAAAGUGUCCACUGCUGCAAUAAUUAUCCUAUACUGUCUAGCAACAGUGCAUGCGUCCCUUGUUCUUGCGCGACUCAUACAAGGAUUUAUCGUAUAUCGCGAUACUAUCGGUCCUGUUGCCUACUUCUCGGGCGUGGGCUACAAGAUCAACCUCGCCAAGGAGGCCAUCUACAUUACCGCUAUAAUCCUUGGAGACUCGGUCGUUGUGUGGCGUCUUUAUGUGGUGUGGUCAAAGAAUAUAUGGGUGGCUAUGCUCCCUAUACUGUUAAUCCUGGGCACGGCAAUCACGGGAUACGCAUGCAUAGCACAAUGGGAGCUGCCCACAGUCAACUACACAGAUUCUGUGUUCUGGGCCACCGCUAUGUAUUCCAUCUCACUUUGCACCAAUGUAGUCGUUACGAUUACUACGGCUGCACGCAUCUGGUACAUGAUUUAUCAGACGGAAAGAAUACUCGGAGUGGUUGAAUCACGCUACUUCCGGGUUAUCAUGCUCAUUUUAGAGUCUGGUUUCAUCUUAGCCGCCGCCAAGGUCAUCGAGCUCACAUUGUUUGAGCUUACCGGCGACGAUGAAACGUACGGGGGAAAUAAAGCCGUGUGGAUAGUCCUGGAGUCCAUGCCACAGCUGAUGGGUAUACUACCGACUCUCAUCGUCCUGGCGGUCAACACCGGGUUCACGAGGAAAGAUGGAAUCUACACCGUUCAUCCUAUCGAACCCAUUGUCUUCGCGCAGACCAACCACUCCCGUCGACAUGGGGAAGCGGAUGCUACGCUCGACAACGUCUCUAUCGGCUCCUUAGUAGAAUUGGAGGACAUGGGAGACGCGCUCACGAAGAAAGUCCGUGGUCUCUCAGGUGUUGGCAUACGUGUCGAUGGUCUUGUACCUUGA